Molecule: messenger RNA, 906 nt
Organism: Lactuca virosa
Lineage: Eukaryota; Viridiplantae; Streptophyta; Magnoliopsida; Asterales; Asteraceae
Source: the annotation of a GenBank genome assembly
AUGCUUCCUCGCAGAAAUCCAAGGCGUAACAAUAAUAACGAAACACCGAUACCACCACCUCCACCACCUCCUCAGUUCGACGCUGCUAUGUUCCAAGCAGCUGUCACGGCGACCGUAGCGGCUGCCAUGUCACACAUCAAUACUCCUGUCCCUAGUGGAUCGGGAACAGGUGCACCUCCUUCCAACCAUGGCGAGAGUCAUGGGCACCCCCGGGAAUGCACCUACAAGGAUUUUACAAAUGCCAAACCCAAAAAUUUCAAUGGAACUGGAGGGGUUAUGAUAUUAAGGCAGUGGAUAGAAAAGACAGAAGCAGUCUUUGAAAUCUGCGCCUGCCUAGAGAACAAUAAGGUCAAGUUUGCUACUUGUACCUUUUCUGACAGGGCUUUAACUUGGUGGAAUGGCCACGUUAAGUCACUGACUCUGAUAGUGGCAAAUUCGAUAAGCUGGGAGAACUUGAAAGCCAUGCUGAUGAGAGAGUACUGUCCACGAGGGGAAAUUCAAAAACACGAGCAGGAACUCUGGGGUCUUGUAAUGGUUGGUUCUGACAUAUCAACCUAUACUAAUAGAUUCUGUGAUCUGGCAAUUCUUUGCCCUGAUAUGGUUACUCUAGAGAGCAAGAAAAUAGAGAGAUAUAUUUGGGGACUGUCGCCCCAGAUCCAGUCAAGUGUGUUAGCAUCAAGGCCUGUUACUUUUGACAGCGCUAAAGAGCUGGAACAAUCUCUUAUAGAUCACGGAAACUACCAGAACCCAACAAUUUCUACACCCGAGCAACAAAAGGGAAACAACAACAACAACAAGAAAAAGGGGUGGGGACAAGAGGAAAAGCGGGACUUCACAAGAAUCCUCAAAGAGACAACAACUAGUUACAAUCAAUGUUGCCACAGUAACUCCUGUUGUCCCUGCUAA